Alligator sinensis (Chinese alligator) is the source of this 3120-nucleotide messenger RNA. RefSeq names its product growth factor receptor bound protein 2 (gene GRB2). The transcript is spliced from 7 exons. NCBI's taxonomy places the organism in Eukaryota, Metazoa, Chordata, Crocodylia, Alligatoridae. Gene Ontology annotation, molecular function: protein binding. The record is from RefSeq and is a predicted model, not a curated record. Bases 455 to 1033 code for a protein of 192 amino acids.
CCCUGACAGCGUGAGGCCUGUCGGGCGGUGCUUCUCGCGAGACUUGUCGGUAGCGGAAGCCAGGCGGCGGCGGCGGCGGUGGCGGGAGGGGCAGCCGGGAAAGGCAGCGUCACGGGGCCGCUCGGAGCGGAGCGGAGCUCCAGCGCCACACGGGCUGAUCGUCCCUCGCUGUCCCCCGUAUGUGAGAGCAGGAGUCGGAGCCGGAGCAGCUGCCGCCGCCGGGCCAAGCCGGGAGCCCCCAGAGGAGGAACGGAGCUUCCUUCCCUGCGAGCGCCGAGCUGCCCAGCAUGGAAGCCAUCGCCAAGUACGACUUCAAAGCCACAGCGGAUGACGAGCUCAGCUUCAAACGCGGGGAUAUCCUCAAGAGUGACUUUCAUCCUCCAUUCCUCAGAGGUUUUGCCAAGAGCGUUUUACAAAAGCAUUGCCAUUUCAUUAGAGGCUGUUCUAAGAAGUUAUGGUUUUGAAUGAAGAAUGCGAUCAAAAUUGGUACAAGGCAGAACUCAACGGGAAGGAUGGCUUCAUUCCCAAGAACUACAUAGAAAUGAAACCACACCCAUGGUUUUUUGGGAAGAUCCCUAGAGCAAAGGCUGAGGAGAUGUUAGGUAAACAGAGACAUGAUGGUGCCUUUCUCAUCAGGGAGAGCGAGAGCGCUCCUGGGGACUUCUCGCUCUCAGUCAAGUUUGGAAAUGAUGUGCAGCAUUUCAAGGUGCUUAGAGAUGGGGCUGGCAAGUAUUUCCUCUGGGUGGUGAAGUUCAAUUCUCUGAACGAGCUGGUAGACUAUCACAGAUCCACCUCUGUCUCCAGAAAUCAGCAGAUAUUCCUCAGAGACAUUGAGCAGGUGCCACAGCAACCUACAUACGUUCAGGCCCUUUUCGAUUUUGACCCCCAGGAGGAAGGCGAGCUGGGCUUCCGCCGCGGAGACUUUAUCCAGGUCCUUGACAACUCUGAUCCCAACUGGUGGAAGGGAGCAUGCCACGGACAGACGGGCAUGUUUCCGCGCAACUACGUGACCCCAGUGAACCGGAACAUCUAGAGAUAAAUAUUAGAGAUUAUUUAAAGAAAUCGGAGAAACAGUAAAUACACAUACAGAAUCUAACUGCAGCCGGUGAUCUAGUGUCACAGGACGGUAAAGCUGAGUCACCUAGUACCAUGAGGUGAUCCUCCUUCACUCAGUAUGGAACUUUGGGGGUGGGAGGGAGAGCAACUUACACGCCAAAACUUAUCUUUAAAUUAAAAAAAAAAAAAUUAACAGAUUUUUCUCGGCUGCUCCUGGGUUUACCCCCUUUUCACUCUUCCUUUUCCCCUAUCCUCUGUCCAUCAGUGCAUGAAGUUUUAAUGCCAUGUAAAGUCCUAGCCAUGCUGAUAAAGGAAAAGGGAGAAACUCUGCUGGUAUUUUCUCUCUGCACACAGUCUUCAUUUGACCUGGAGGGAGAAGAGAGAAGAGCCAAAUCCACUGUCCUGCCUUUAAAAAAACAAAAACAAAAACACAACAACAACAAAUCAGCCAGUCUCUGCUUUUUUUGCCUUCAACAUUCAGCUCCUUCAGUCUGGGGAAGGCUAAGUGUUUUCUUUUUUUUCCCCCUCUCUCUUUAGACCCUCUUCCCUCUGAAGCUGAGCAGCUUCAGAGCAGAGUGGAGGAGACGAGGUUUCUUUUAAAGUUGCGGAGCUGCUUUUGAGAAACUUCAAACUACAACUGAAGUCUGUUCUCUCAUGUGGUGACAGCUUUUUUGGUUUUUUCUUAAAGGUGUAUUAUCGAGCACAUUCUGUAACUGUUUUCCAUAGUGCCUUUUCCCUUAUUUUCUUAAGUUAAAAGGACAGUCCAGAACUUUUCAGAGAAGUUUUUUUUGUUCCUGCUUCUGUGUAAAUAAUUAUUUUUAGGGGGAAGGGAGUGAAGGGAUGGGUAGUUUAUAUCAAUGAAUAUAAAAACAUCCACAGACAAGGAUGGAGCUUUAAUUUUAAUGUCUUAUCAUGUGACUUUCCUUAUUCCAAGGGAAAAUACAAGGCAGACAGUGUUGUAGGAAGCAGCCUAGGCUGCUCAGGGUGAGGAGUUGCAGCCAAGAGCCUCAGGAGAUGGGGGGAGGCAAUCGUUCCAUUAUGGUUGAUGGGAAUGAGCAAAAAAUAUUUUGGGGCAGAGAUGAGGAAAGUAGCACCAGAUUACUAUUAUGGAAGAGACUAGUCCUGAGAUAUCCUAUGAAAUGUACAUUCCUUUCGACAGGAAGCUUUAUAAUGCAAAGAAACCUCAAGAACUAGCGCUUGAAAACACUUUUAAGCUUUUAGUGAAUGUUCAUACGUGAAUCAUGUAAUCAGUCUGGCUCCUUUUUUGGGCUAGGUAGGAAAUAUUUGCAGUCAUGUCUUGCACUUGAAAGAGGAAGUUUGCAUUGCUGUUCUCCUGUUUCUCUCUACCCCUUCUUCCUCAUGCCAGUGUUAAACUGUUUUAAGAAGCCAAUUCUGUCGUCUUCACUCCCAUUUCACAGCAGGCUGUGCAGUGACAGUGUCCCUUCUUCUCCACCAUGAUGGCAUUUUGUUGAGGCCAUUUGCUCCUCUGCCAGAGCAGUUUGAUUUGGACAAAAAGGAGAGGAAUCAAACUCUGGAGCUUUUUGUGCCAAUCUUCAGUUACGCUGUUCCUUUUUGGUGGCCAUGCGACUGAACCCCUUUACCCCAACAACGAACCCAAAAACUGCAACGGAGAUCUCCCACCUUGCUCAAGUGGAGAAGUUCCUUUGUUGGCGGGUGCCUUUUUGUACUAAGUGUUACAAACAUUUUCUUCCUGAGAUGGACUCUGCCUUACACUUUAAUUCUCCAGCAGAUGAAAGAGAGAACUACCCUGUAGAGUAUUAAUUUCUCCCCAGUCCUUGCUAGCUGUCAUUCACUUUUUCCUCCUUUCUAAAGUGAUUGGAAAAGGAAUCUAUGGCAUUCUACACCUGGACCAUUUGAUUGUUUCCUUAUUUUGGAAUUGGUGUAUAUCAUGCAGCCUUGCAGACAUAUGUCUUGUGUGUGUAUAUAUAUUAAAAAAGAAUCAGUGUUUAAAUAAAAGGCCUAUGUACUUAAUCCUUUAACUCUGCAGCAGCAUUUGGUAGAUAGUAAUUAACUGUGAAUAAUAAAUAUACAGUGAAUUCUUCA